UGAAUUUUUCUAGGGAGAGAGAGAGAGAGAGAGAGAGAGAGAGAGAGAGAUGUGCGAGCUUUCUCGCCGGAAUUUCUACAUCGCGAUCGCGUAGGAUUAGGAAGAGGAGAAUCUUAGGAAUUUGCGUCCGUGGAUGCCGAUGUUGGUGUUUUAUUGAGGAUUUUGUAGUGGUUAUAUCCAUAUGAAGCUAGAGUGACAGAACCAUGGGCAUUUCAGGCAAAUGGCUGAAAACAUUGGUCGGGCUAAGAAAAUCGGAGAAGUCUCACGAUUUGGCAAAGUAUGAAAAUAAGAGGACCAUUGCUAAUAACUCUUGGAACCAGAGGAAAAAUUCUAUUGAUCUCAAUGGUGCUGUUAUCCAUGAUGAGUACUCUGGAGAGAAUGCUUCACAAAUAAGAGAUACUAAUCAUCAGUCAAAUUCUAAUUCUGUGGCUUUAGCUUCUACCUCUUUCAAUGUUCAAGUUUCUUGUCAAACUGAGAAGAUUAAGAAAGAUGAAUGGGCUGCCACAGUUAUACAAAGUGCUUUUCGAGCUUUUCUGGCUAGGCGAGCAUUACGAGCAUUAAAAGGCUUAGUUCGGCUUCAAGCCCUUGUCAGAGGCCAUGCUGUUAGAAAACAAGCUGCAAUAACUCUUCGUUGUAUGCAAGCAUUAGUGAGAGUCCAGGCACGUGUCAGGGCAAGACGAGUUCGAAUGGCUUUGGAAAGUCAAUUGGGACAGCAGAAACAUCAGCAGCAACUUGAACAUGAGGCUCAUGUUCGAGAAAUAGAGGAGGGAUGGUGUGAUAGCGUUGGAUCUGUGGAACACAUUCAAGCAAAGCUUUUAAAGAGGCAAGCAGCUGCUGCCAAGCGGGAGAGAGCCAUGGCAUAUGCCCUCUCUCAUCAGUGGCAAGCAGGUUCUCAGCGGCAGCCUGUCCCUCCAGGGUUUGAACCAGAUAAAAGCAGUUGGGGGUGGAACUGGUUAGAGAGAUGGAUGGCUGUUCGUGCUUGGGAAAAUCGGUUUCUUGACAUAAAUCUGAAAGAUGGGGUGACAGUCCAUGCCACCGAAACAUCAGAGGGAAAUAAUGAUACAAAGACUGGGUUAAAGCAUUCUCUUAAGAAACCUGUUUCUAAACUUAAUUCUAAUUCUCCAAAUCAGAAAACUGGUCAAUCUAAUUCUGAGGGCAGUGGAUCUUCUGGCAAGUCUCUGAGCUUAAAGAAACCAUCAGCUUUGCCAUCAGGCAAGGCAAAACCUAAAUCAUCAUCAGAGAGAGAUGGGGAAGCCAUCACCAGAUCAUCUGGAAUGGGUCCUCAGUCUCACAGCAACCCAAGGGAGAGAUCUACACCAUCAAAUUCUCAGGCUAAGAAGCGAUUGUCGCUUCCAGUCAGUGGUGUCGGAGCUGGAAAUCGCCCUGCCAACAGAAUGUCAACCAAUGUUAAGAAACCCAUCAAAGACACCUAGCAAAGUAGCAAACCGUACUUCAAACCCUCUUGCGACAUGAUAACGUAUCUUGUGGACUUCAUGCUGAUGGUCUGUAUAUAAAGAUGGCUGUUGCAUGACUGGGUUUCCAUUCUUAUGAUUUAACCGAAGAAAUCAGGGCAGGUUACUUUGUUCAAUAACAUGGUGAGAGCUCAUUCCACUGCUAUAAUAUGAUCACUAUUAUCAUCAUCAUCAUCAUCAUCAUCUGAUAUUUAUUGCUCUUUGGUUUUCAAUUGUUUCUACGCUCAUUGUUUGAGUGAAAUACUAAAAAUGAUAAUGACAUUUGCGUUACGGAAUGGUUAAGGCUACACUUAAAUUUGGUUACAGUAAUAACUAGUACAUCAGCCAAUUUAUUAAGGAAACUACAAAAUUGCUGAGUUUUGAUCAUUGUUCAUAAUAAUUGAGUGUAUUUUAGUGUUUUUUUUUUCCCUGAAGUUAAGCCAUUUUAGCCGUGAAAAUAACUAU
Messenger RNA from Dioscorea cayenensis subsp. rotundata (Guinea yam), 1916 nucleotides. Its product is annotated as protein IQ-DOMAIN 1-like. Bases 204 to 1433 code for a protein of 409 amino acids. NCBI's taxonomy places the organism in Eukaryota, Viridiplantae, Streptophyta, Magnoliopsida, Dioscoreales, Dioscoreaceae. The transcript is spliced from 8 exons. The record is from RefSeq and is a predicted model, not a curated record. Gene Ontology annotation, molecular function: protein binding.